Messenger RNA from Hirundo rustica (Barn swallow), 1467 nucleotides. Its product is annotated as zinc finger protein OZF-like. Lineage: Eukaryota; Metazoa; Chordata; Aves; Passeriformes; Hirundinidae. Gene Ontology annotation, biological process: regulation of transcription by RNA polymerase II. Gene Ontology annotation, molecular function: DNA-binding transcription factor activity; RNA polymerase II cis-regulatory region sequence-specific DNA binding. The record is from RefSeq and is a predicted model, not a curated record.
AUGGAGACCAGGGAGGACAAAUCCCGAAGGCAGAACCUCAUGGAAGAGGCCAUUUUGAGCGGCUCCAUGGCAGAGGAAUCCAAUGGGAAGGAAAAGCCCCAGAGAUCCUGCAUGAGGAGGGGUUCCAAACCCAUCCCAGCUCGCUCGGAGAAUGGAAGACGCAGCCUGUGCCGGGAAGAUGGACAGAGCCUCAGCCAGAGCUCUGAGCUGAUCCAGCACCAGGUGAUCCAAACUGGGGAUCAGCCCUACAAGUGUGGGGAAUGUGGGAAGGGCUUCAAGCACAACUCCACCCUUGUGACCCACCGGCGCAUCCACACAGGAGAGAGGCCCUACGAGUGUGGGGAAUGCGGGAAGAGCUUCAGCCAGAGAUCCCACCUGAUCUGCCACCAGAGGAUCCACACUGGGGAGAGGCCCUACGAGUGUGGGGAAUGUGGAAUGAGCUUCAGCCACAGCUCCAUCCUGAUCCGCCACCAGAGGAUCCACACCAGGGAACGGCCCUACCAGUGUGAGCAAUGUGGGAAGAGCUUCAACCAGAGCUCCCACUUGAUCCACCACCAGAAUACCCACGCUGAGGAUAGGCCAUACAAGUGUGGGGAAUGUGGGAAGGGCUUCAACCAGAGGUCCAAACUGGUCAUCCACCAAAAAAUCCACAAUGGGGAGAGGCCCUAUGAGUGUGGGGAAUGCGGGAGGAGCUUCAGCCAGAGAUCCCACCUGAUCUGCCACCAGAGGAUCCACACUGGGGAAAGGCCCUACGAGUGUGGGGAAUGUGGGAAGGGCUUCAGCCAGAGAUCCAAACUGAUCCGCCACCAGAGGAUCCACACCAGGGAACAGCCCUACCAGUGUGAGCAAUGUGGGAUGAGCUUCAGCCAGACCUUCUACCUGAUCUGCCACCAAAGGAUCCACACUGGGGAGAGGCCCUACCAGUGUGAGGAAUGUGGGAAGAGCUUCAACCAGAGCUCCAACUUGAUCCGCCACCAGAACAUCCACGCUGAGGAAAGGCCAUACAAGUGUGGGGAAUGUGGGAAGGGCUUCAACCAGAGAUCCAAACUGAUCAUCCACCUAAAGAUCCACACCGGGAAGAGACCUGACAAGUGUCCCGAGUUUCAGAGAAGAUCCAGUCUCCUUGUGCACAAGCGGAUUCACAGAGAGGAGAGGCCCUUCCUCUGCCCCAGCUGCAGGAAGGGCUUCAAGCACAACUCCACCCUCAUCAUUCACCAGCAUAUCCACACUGGGGAAAUGCCCUACAAAUGUGGGGAAUGCAGGAAGGGCUUCCACCAGAGCCUCCAACUGGUCAUCCACCAAAUGAUCCACACCAGGGAGAGGCCCUACCAGUGUGCGGAACAUGGGAUGAGCUUCAGCAUAAGCUCCCACCUGAUCCGCCACCUGAGGAUCCACACAUGUCCCACUUGUGGGAAGAGCUUGUCCAGGAGCUCUCACUUGAGCAGACACCAACGGAGACAGCAGUAA